Molecule: messenger RNA, 1409 nt
Organism: Notothenia coriiceps (black rockcod)
Lineage: Eukaryota; Metazoa; Chordata; Actinopteri; Perciformes; Nototheniidae
Gene: gclm
Product: glutamate-cysteine ligase, modifier subunit
Exons: 5
Coding region: 141-902 (253 amino acids)
Biological process (GO): glutathione biosynthetic process
Cellular component (GO): glutamate-cysteine ligase complex
Molecular function (GO): glutamate-cysteine ligase catalytic subunit binding; enzyme regulator activity
Source: RefSeq, a predicted model, not a curated record
CAAUCAACACACUGCAAGCUGCAAGUCAUCCUGACUACAUAUUUUUUUAUAACAGUUGUAUAAGUACAGUCGUGUGCUAGCCAGCUCUUACUCAGCAGUUUUACACUGGCCAGCCACCUGUCAGCUCGCCACCGAAACACAUGGAUCAUCAGAACAACAUGGAAAAUGAGGCAAAGAUGUUCCUGAGCCAAGCGAAGACUCUCAGGCUGCACACCGGGAAUAUAGUCAACCGAAGCCGGCUGAAAAAGAAGUGUCCGUGCUCCCCCAGCGAAGAGCUUCAAGACUGCAUUCAAGCCGCACUGAGUGAUUGGAAGGCUGCCACAAAACCACCAUCCAAUGUAAGGACACAUUUACACUUCUCAUGUCCAGCUGGUUCUCAACGCCUCCUAAACCACUUUUGCAUUUGCUCAGCCUGUCAGACGCUGGCGGUGUCGCAGCUGGACUCCGUCAUCAUCGCCCCGACGUGGCCGCUGGCUGAGGGUGAGAACCAGAGCUUGGCCCACCUGCAGCCGGCCUGGGAGGAGCUGGAGUCUCUGGUCCGGAGCCAGAGGAUCGCUGCCAUCGGCACCUCGGACCUGGACAAAGACCUGCUGGAGGAGCUCUACAACUGGGCUCAGGUGAAGCCCAGCAGUAACCAGGUGAACCUGGCCUCCUGCUGUGUGAUGCCUCCAGACCUCACUGCCUUCGCUAAGGAGUUCGACAUCCAGCUGCUGACACACAACGACCCCAAAGAGCUCAUGUCAGCGGCCACCUUCCAGGAGGCGGUGCAGGAGGGAACGCAGGAUCUGAGCGCCGCCAUCUGGAGGCUGGAGUGGGUUCUGCGCUACUCCAUCAUCGUGAAGAGCCGGGGAAUCAUCAAGGCUAAAGGCUACCUGGUCAGCGCAGGGAAGGGGAGCCAGUAGAACCACCACAGAAGAAGAAGACAUGGAUGAAGCCAUUUUCCUCCAUAAACACACAACAUUCAAAGUCACAGCUCUGAAUAAUGGACUCCGCCAAUCAAACAGUCCCAAAAGUCAUUGUUUAUCCUACAGAAAAGCAUCAAGUGUGAUUCAUUUGAACUGUAUUCAUUCCCAGUGAGAUCAAGAGACUGUGAAGACUUCAGCAGAUUAGAGUCAAUGCUGCUUUUAACAUGAAAAAUGAUGGUUGCUAAAUAUUUAUGAUCGUUCCUUAACCUAUUUCUGACUGUAAGUGCCUCACGUCUACUUUCUCUCUGUCCUCACACCUGCUUCGUCUCAACUGCAUCUGGUGAAUCAAGCUAAAGGUAGAGAUGUAUUGUUUUGUACCACAGAGUGAUUCCACACAUAUGAGGAACAACUCAGAUCGAAUUCAUGUCAUAGAGUGCCACAGUGACGCGUCCUAAAACCCGGAAAUAAGUUAGCAUUUGACCACUUCCGGUUCCUUCGACAUUA